GCACUUGGUGCACUUGUCAGGGGCUGGCCCGGAUGCUUUACCUGUACACACAUUUCCAGGAACAACUCUCUGUUUUUACUUUGUUAGAAGACAAAGGUGCGGCACUUAGUUCUGCUCCUCGCUUCUCUGGUGCGACACGGAAUGCUGCUGUGACAAAAGUGAGUGGGAAGCCAUGUGUGAUUCUCCCAGCCAACUUGCUUGAGAUUCGCUGGGACAGCAACACACAAACAGAGCCUCACAGAAAGCAGAAACCUGACCGGGGGAGGGAUCUGAUCUCAUUACUGCUGACUUUUUUUCAUCUCCACUGGACAAAGGUUCAUACCUGGACACAAUAAAUUCCCCAUCUUUGCUAGAGUAAGGUAAUUUCUAUUGCCUUUCUGAUGGAUCGCUACCGCUACUUUAUUUUCAACCAGAGGAGCAUGGUGGUGUUGGGGAUCCUUCAGAUAGCAUGUGCUGGGAUUUCCAUUGUGUCUGGCUUCAUGGAUGGAGCAUUCAGAAGAGAAUCCACCCUUGGAAGAACUAGGGCUCCACUAUGGGCUGGGCUGAUUAUGACCAUACCUGGAGUUCUGGCUUUAUUUUCAUCACAGAAAAAAAACCCAGUUCUAGUUAAUGCACUUAUUGCUGCUUCGGUUUUUUCAUGUUUUACCACCCUGAUUGUUAUUGUUUAUGCUUCCCUGACACUUGGAUAUGGGGAGGACGAUGAUGACAUUUUUUCUUCGCCUCCACAUGUUAUUCAUGCAAGAUUUAUCCUGGGUAAGCUUGUUCAAGGUGCAAAUAUAGCAAUGUUGAUUGCAUCGGUCUCCAGCCUUUGCGUUGCUCUGUGCAUUGCAUACAUGGGUUGCAGAAGCCUGCCACAAUGCAUGUGCUAUGAUGAUAUUACUGGAAUGGACUGGUUACACCCUGAGGAUGAGCAGCCUCAGACUGUUGAACUUGUUUGCACUUUCAGAGGUGGGGAUGAACGGAUCUUCAACUCUGCUUCUCAGUUUACAGACUGCAACACGGAAACAGAAGAGGAGUUCUCUCGACCUCCACCAUAUGUUAGAUUUUCAUGAACUUAUUUUAUUCUUUUUAAAGCAUUCUGGCCUUGGGCACAAAAUGAAUGGAUUAGCCACUUUCUAAAGAGACUACUGGGAGUUAGCACAUUUUUUUUGGUACCAGAUCUCCUUUCUGGCCUUCCACAUUCAGAAGGUACUUACACAUGAUCAGCUGCUUUUCUUUUUUAAGUAAAUUGUCUGUUUUCCUGACCAUUUUUACUAUUUUGGAAUAAGAAGCAUGCCUUUUGUUUGUUGGAUUAGUUUGAAUUACCUUUUCUGGCCUCUUUCGCUUCAGGGCUUUUGUAAAUGCAUGGGUCAUAAAUGCAUAGCAUUGUUAUAGAAUAGCUCAAUACUGAACCCAAAAUACCAGCAAUGUGUGUUGCAGAAAUACAGAGGAAGGUUUGCUAGGACAAAUCUCACACCAUUCUACAAGUUCCCUGCCUUCCUGCCAUGUAGCACUGUACUUGCACACAUUGUCCUAAAAUUACAUAUUGGUCAGUUAAUGGCUUGUGGUCAGUGAGAAGUCUGAGAACAUUUCUAGGUGAUGAGCUGACAUCUAAAUAAUUGGUAAGAUUGUAUAUCCAUCCGUCCAUUUGAAAAAUAUUGCACAUUUUGUGUGUGUAAUACAACAAAUCUACCUCCUUCACAAGCAUGAACACUCCACACAAAAAAGGCUUCAGCCAAAUACAGUACAUUAAUGUUAAAUGUGAUGCACAGGUUUAAUAAUUUAAUGUGUGGUCUAAAGUUUUUAUUCAAUUAUGUUUUAUUGUUUUAAAUAAAUCAAUAAAAUGUGUUUUUUAAUAUAGAAUAUGCUGCUACUUCUAUGAUCCUCACAUGUGGAAAUCUGAACGUAUUUAAUCUUCUCAACCACUGUAUCCCAGGAUCAUUACCUACUCCCCUUAAAGAGAAUAUUCAGAAAAAAAAUAUAUAAAUCUAAUAUAAAAGGGGCAUGUGGGACAACCUACAUGUGCUCUGCAGUCACCCU
Messenger RNA from Xenopus tropicalis (tropical clawed frog), 2019 nucleotides. RefSeq lists its product as uncharacterized. The record is from RefSeq and is a predicted model, not a curated record. Gene Ontology annotation, cellular component: membrane. Bases 381 to 1052 code for a protein of 223 amino acids. NCBI's taxonomy places the organism in Eukaryota, Metazoa, Chordata, Amphibia, Anura, Pipidae. The transcript has 7 exons.